AUGGCCCCCUCAAUUAACACGGCCCAGCGUUGCACCACCUGUGCCGUUGUUGCUCUCGACAACAAUCGUGCCCCUCGCCAGGACCUGCAGCGUCGCCGUGGAUACACCACCUGGGAAGACGUGCAGAUCGCUUCUGUCCGCCCAAUCACACCCUCGUCGCAUGCACCUCUGUUCCUUCCCCGUCUUGCUUGGACGCGGCCCAGGCCCGCUACGUCUGCACCUAAGCCCGGCUUGUCUGCGGCCAUACAGACAUUACACACACUGGAGCGAACCGCAUGCUAUUCCCGCUCCGUACCAUUCCUAUUCGACAUUCAUCAGGGAACCGUCUAG
Messenger RNA from Alternaria arborescens, 330 nucleotides. RefSeq lists its product as hypothetical. The transcript has a single exon. The record is from RefSeq and is a predicted model, not a curated record. Bases 1 to 330 code for a protein of 109 amino acids. NCBI's taxonomy places the organism in Eukaryota, Fungi, Ascomycota, Dothideomycetes, Pleosporales, Pleosporaceae.